Bolinopsis microptera is the source of this 5694-nucleotide messenger RNA. Its product is annotated as histone-lysine N-methyltransferase SETD2-like. Lineage: Eukaryota; Metazoa; Ctenophora; Tentaculata; Lobata; Bolinopsidae. Gene Ontology annotation, molecular function: protein binding; histone H3K36 methyltransferase activity. The transcript has 16 exons. The record is from RefSeq and is a predicted model, not a curated record. The coding region runs from base 1321 to 5253 and encodes 1310 amino acids. Gene Ontology annotation, cellular component: chromosome; nucleus. Gene Ontology annotation, biological process: regulation of DNA-templated transcription.
CAAUUAUCUAGGUACAUGAGUAGUGGCAGAUGGAAGGUAUGGACGCCUAUUCGCCCUCAUCGGAUAACGACGAAAACAUUGUGUCCGAGGAAACAUAAUUCCACGUGUCACACACCAUGCACACUCGCUCUCGGCUACUGGACACAGUGCACUAUGACGACACUUAUCAGCACCUUCUAGUGGCUAGCUCUAAAACACAAUCCUAGUUGAGGUCUAACAAGGGUGGAGCUGGAGCUGUAGAGAGUCCCGAACAAACCAAGAAAUCAGGAAACCUCUCCGGAGACGAGGACUCCGAUGUGAACUACGACGAGGUCGUGUCACCAGAGGAACAGAUCGAGUCUCAUCCGGCCAGCUCUGAUGAAGAACAGUUUCAUGACGUCACAGAGUUCAAUGAUGACGUAACAGGGCAUGUUAAGCGGGACUCCAGUAACGACACGUCCAUAGCUAAUGGUGACGACAAUUCUAACGGAGCAGAGGCAGACGACGAGGAAACAUCUCGUGAUGUUCCAGAUCACGUGUACAUGGAUGAGAAUUCUAACCCUGACGAGAAGAAUCCAGAAGAUGCGAUGAGUCCCGGAGAGGAUGAUGAGGAAGAAGAGUUUAAUAAUCCUGUCAGUCCUGCGGUAUCUGGCGAGGGAGAUGUGACAAGUGACAGAAAUGAACACCAACAAUCUAGAGAAGAAUAUAUGGAGUCUGCAAAGCACGAUGCUAUCAGUGAAGAUGAAGAUAUGGAACCCGAAGAAGAAACUUGUAAGAUUGAGAGUGAGGAGGCUGAGGGUGGUGUGUUUGCUCAGCAUCAUGAGCCUAUAUCUGAUUAUGAGAAAGAGGAAGCGAAACUAACCGGAAAAAACGAGCAGCUUCUAGAGAAGAAGGAGACGAUUUCUGAAGAUGAGCGGGAACAUGAUGAUGAGACACUUGACACUCAAGCUGAAGAAACAGAACUGGAGAGUAGGAAUGAGGAAGAGAAACCAGAAGAAGAUGAGGACGAUCUGGAUAUUUCCAGACAAGAAUACCUACCUGACGAGACUAUCAGGUCUCCGGAAGGAGAGGUGAACGAGACGAUGACAUCUUACUCACCUCGUCCUGACUACAACCCUGAGAACUUUGAACCCUGCACCCCACCAGAAAGGGAACCAGAGGAGAGAACAGAGGAAACUCCUCCUCCUGAAGAUACAGUUUCUUCAGUACGGCCUACCACACCAUCCUACUCAACAGAUCGACCCAUGACCCCAACAGAGCUUCCAAGGAGCCCAAGUGAAGGCCCCAAAACCCCAACCGGAGGCUCCAGGAGCCCAACUGAAGGCCCCAAGACCCCAACUCAUGGUCCUAGGACCCCGACAGAACGCCACAGAUUCCCCAUCUGAAGGUCCCCGAACCCCCACAGGACCAGCUCCUGCAGACCAACCCUUCUCUCCUCGAACUCCCAGCCCUGUUUCGUCUCCUACCAAACAAUCUGCUGAAAUAACCAGUGUCACAUCUGCUGAUCUGUCCUUUGAGUCUGUCACUUCUGAGGAGUGUGUACCUCCCUUUGAUAUGAUGACAGAAAACGAAUACGUCUCAGCUUCUAAGCAGAGAUCACGCAAAGACAAGAAGAUGGUCUGUUUGUGCGAGUUCAGUGCUGAAGAUCCCUCUACACAUUGUUCUGACAAUUGUCUUAAUAGAGUCCUCAUGAUAGAAUGUAAUUCCAGUCUAUGUGUCUGUGGUGAUCUGUGCAAAAAUAAAAAGUUUCAAAAAGCGGAAUACGCCAAAUGUGAACCCUUUUACACUGGGGCCAAAGGUUGGGGGCUGAAAGCUUCUCAAGAUAUCAUACCUGGGGACUUCAUUAUGGAGUACUGUGGCGAGGUAGUGAACCAGGCUGAUUUUACUAAGAGGAUGGACGCGUACGGCAAAAAGAGGAACAGGCAUUACUAUUUCAUGACUAUUAGUAAAGAUGAGAUUAUUGAUGCUCAGAUUAAGGGUAAUCUAUCUAGAUUUAUCAACCACAGCUGUGAACCCAACUCUGAAACACAAAAGUGGCGAGUAAACGGAGUGCUGAGAAUAGGAUUCUUUGCUUUGAAGAGUAUUAAAAAAGGAGCAGAACUUUCAUUCGACUAUCAAUACCAAAGAUACGGAGACGAUGUUCAGAAGUGUUACUGUGGUAGUGACAAGUGUAGGGGGACCCUGGGAGAGAAGCUAUCUGAACUAGCUCCCAAACCAGAGAGAGAGAGUCCUCAGAGAGAAGACACUAGCAGUCCCACUACUAAUAGUCCCAGACCCAAGAAGAAAGAAAGUGACACGCUGGAGCAGUCACUGAACAGGAUAACGCGUGAUGACGGCAGCUUAUCAUCACCUGAUAACGCGUUGCAACUUAGCAGACUAAUGGUACAAACUGACAGUGUCGAGCACAGACAACUCAUCCUCAAAACUAUACAGAGUACAUCAGAGGCAGCAACACUGAAGAGAUUCUUAAACUAUCAAGGUCUUAACAUCAUGUGGUCCUGGAUGGUUGACGUUAACGAGUAUCCUGCUUUGAUACGCGGUGAAAAUAAACUAACUAUUAUUAGAGCGCUGCAAGGACUCCCUAUAUCCACCAAGAAUGCAGUCGAGGACAGUAAAGUUAUCAAGGUAUUAAAAAAGUGGGUAGAUAACGAACAGAGCAGUAACAGUUCCCAAGCUGACAGCAGCGAGGAGUCAGCGCCUGUUGCCGAGGAAACAGAAGAAACAGAAACAGAGAAGAGUGCCGAGGAGAUUGAGACAGAGAGACAGGUUGUGGAGACAGGCCAGGCACUCCUCGAUCAGUGGAACAGUCUCAAGGAAGUUUUCAAGAUACCUAAGAAGGAUAAAAAGGACACUAAACCAGUCGCUUUGAGUUCUCGUUCAGGGCCGGCUACAUUCUCUUUAGGAUCAUUCUUACAGUCAGCGAACGAAAUGGCUUCGGGCUCACCCCCGAGCACCUUCCCUUCUAGAACAAUCUCUGUGGAUCAAGCUGACUACGAGUUGCCCAUGUCAUUUGGCUCCACAAAACGAGAAUACAGUGACCCGUCGCGCGACAACAGGGACAACAAGAGACGACGGGAUGAUAGGGAUAUUAAACCCGGGGAAAACAAGUGGGAUCAGUCGAGUGGUGGCGGGGACCGACAUCAAGGAUAUGUAGUCCACGAGAGUAGGCUAAACAAGCUCAGGGGUGAAAGUAGGUGGGACUCAAAUGAAGAUAGUAAGAGCAAGGACAAGAGUAAGAUCGAGGAUAAGGAUGUCAAGUCCAGGGAUGAAGGACACCGGGGCAGCAGCAGACGGGAUGACCGGGGCAGGGAUGAUAAACGUGGCAGCAGCAGGCGGGACGAUCGUCGGGAUGAUCGCAGAGAUGACCGCCGUGAUGACCGUCGGGAUAAGAGAGACUACAAUCGUCGGGAUGAUAGGCGAGACGACAGAGGUCGACACAACGACCGACGAGAUUACAAGAAAGACUACGAUACUGAAUACAGCUCACGUUACUCUUCCAGAGGAUCACGUGACACCUCGAGAUCACGUGAUGAUGAGUAUAAAAGCAAGGACCGAUCCUCGUCUAGGGAGAGGAAGGGGUCGAAAGAACGCGGAGAUAAGCGGGAAAAAAGUGAAAAUAAUUCAGGUCAGGAAACUAAACACACUCAAGAAACUAAAAUGGAUAUUGAUGACAAGCCCACACUUCCAACCACCUUACCAAAAUCUCUCACACCAGCUAAACCUGAGGAUCCACCGAUCCGAAUAUCACCCGAAAUUCAGAAGCAGCCGGAAUUGCCAAGUUUUACACAACCUCCAGCUAGUUUACCACUUCCUGUUGGUAUGCCACCUUCUCUUUCUAACCCUCCACACAGAAUGCCUGGCUAUCCUCCUUUUAAUCCCAGGAAUGCUGGCAGUUUCCCCAGAUUUGCUGGAUCUUUACCCAUGUUCAAGCCUCGAACGGAAUCAUCUGAACUAUCCCGUCCUGAAAGGCCAGAACAAACCAGACCCCACCUCAUGCCAGGACUAUCAGAUAUGAAUCUGCAGCAGCGGCCGCCAAUGCGCAUGCGCUACAGGCCUCCUACUGACAUGAGCAGAAUGCAGCGCCCGCCAUUCGAUUACAGGGGUGCUCAACAGACUUUGAGGUCCCGAUUUGACCAACCUUGGAACAACGCUUUAAGAUUCCAGCAGAACCGAUUUACUUCACAUCAGUCAGAACUCCAGACCCCAACUAGUUUAUCAGAUAACAGUUUACCACAACGACCAUCAGGUGUCAGAAUGCCCGCCGGCAGUAGAAUGCCCUCCAUGCCCGCUGGUGCUAGAAUGCCCUCCCACCCUGCAGGCUCUAGGAUGCCAGGCAUGCCUCAGACUCAACCACUCAUUCCUCAACACAGGAUGCACCAGCCAGGUCUUGGAAUGCAGCAGUACGCUUUACCAUCCCAGGGCCACAGAUUCCCUGGGGUUCACGCCAUGCCUCAAGAACUGUUUAAACAGAUGGCUGAACACUCUCUUGCUGGUGGACUUGUCACUCCCAUCGCAUUUUCUCAACAAAUACAGGGAAUGUUCCAGAGCCAAGCAGGUGGAGGUCUAGCUGCCACUCCCCCCGUCACCUCAAUAGCGCCAGUUCUCCCGACCUCCAUUCCAUCUUCACAAGGUAUGCCUGUCUCGCAGCCUGCACUGCCCAAAGAACCGGAAGUGGAGAAGAAGCCUCAAGUUAAGCCUGCUCCUUCAUCAAUUACACCAGUGGUGAAGCCUGAAGAGAAAAAGCUCCCCCCUCACUGGAGAACUGCUAAGGAUGCUGAAGGGAAGACUUAUUACUACCAUGCUAUUACCAGAGAGACACAGUGGGAUGCACCUGUAAUUGAGGAGCCAGGAGUAAGGAAGAUUGAAACACCCUCCUCCCCUGUAGCACAACCUAAACGUCAACCUGUUGUAAAGAAAGUUAAAAGAGAGGAGUCCCCUGUUAAAGUACCCAAACAAGCAACUCCCGUCAAAAAGGCAGAGCCUGAGGUGGACCCAGCAACCAAGAAAGCUAUGGCAGAUUUCAAGGGUUCGCUGGCUAAGUUGGUGGUAAAUGUGCUGGGAAAGUACAAUAAGGUGGACUGUAAAGUGGGCCGGAUUAUGGACAACAACGAUUUCAAAUACAUCGCUCGUAAGUUAACUCACGGAUUGACAGAGAAAGAACUUGCGAGAAAAGGUGCCACCGAGCUUGCAAUCACAGACAAUCUCAAACAGCGAGUCAAGCAAUACAUCACAGCUUAUAUGAGUAAAUUCGGGCCCAUUUACCACAGAACUUAGCGAUAUAUUUUAUACAGUAAUGAUAUUAUAACUUCUCGAGAUAUCUCAAUAUUUAUAUUUUAUUCGCCGGAAUACAUGACCUGGAAAAUCUAGACAGUAAUCUGUUACAAAUAGAUCAGCCAAUCCGCAUUUUAAGUUUUAACUUUCGCUUCGAUAACCUUUUUACGAGUACUUGUGUCGAACAGUCUGCAAAAUAAACAAAUAUUUGUAUGUACACUAUCACUUUUGAAAGUUAACCCGAAAGAGUGCUACUUCUCUGUUUUCAUUUAUUGCCGCAAGUGAACCCGUAUCUAUCUACUGGCUCUUUAUGAUGUUUGAAGUUGAACUUGUGUUUAAAUUUUGAUUGGUUUGCAUGUAUUCAUUUAAUUAUAACUGUUUAGUGUACUACAAGAUUGGUCUUUCAGUUUUAUAUAAAUUUAAAAUAGAUUAUAUUAUUUAUAC